Mycotypha africana is the source of this 1808-nucleotide messenger RNA. RefSeq names its product P-loop containing nucleoside triphosphate hydrolase protein. NCBI's taxonomy places the organism in Eukaryota, Fungi, Mucoromycota, Mucoromycetes, Mucorales, Mycotyphaceae. The coding region runs from base 113 to 1501 and encodes 462 amino acids. Gene Ontology annotation, molecular function: ATP binding; RNA helicase activity; nucleic acid binding. The transcript has 3 exons. The record is from RefSeq and is a predicted model, not a curated record.
UUAUCUCGAUUUUCUUUUGCGGAUCACAUUUAAAGAAAAAUUUGGGCAGCACAAUCUAAGAAGCCAACUUUUUUAUUCCUUGACAGAUCUGCCCUUUUUUUUUUGAACAAAAAUGUCGAUCGAUGCUGAAAAAGGUGAAGCUCAACCUAAAGUUGACAUUGAAGCUUUAGCUCAGAAAAAACCCGAAGAAACUACUUUUGCUGAAUUGGGUGUCUCUCCUCAACUAUGUGAGGCAUGUGAAAAGAUGAAUUUCAAACAUCCUACAGAUAUUCAAAAAGAAUCCAUCCCAUGGGCCAUCGAAGGCCGUGAUAUUAUCGGUUUAGCUCAAACUGGCUCUGGUAAAACUGCUGCCUUCGCAAUUCCUAUCAUUCAACGACUUUGGGAUAAUCCUCAAGCCUUCUUUGCUUGCGUUUUAGCUCCUACUAGAGAAUUGGCUUACCAAAUCUCGGAAACUUUCGAGUCAUUAGGCUCACUUAUUGGUGUCCGUUGUGCGGUUAUUGUUGGUGGUAUGGACAUGAUGUCUCAAUCUAUUGCUCUUUCUAAGCGACCGCACAUCAUCGUGUGUACACCCGGUCGUCUGCAAGAUCAUCUCGAGAAUACCAAAGGGUUCAGCUUGAAAAAUCUCAAAUAUUUAGUAUUAGAUGAAGCUGAUCGUUUGUUGGAUAUGGAUUUCGGACCUAAAAUUGAUCAGAUUCUCAAAGUCAUUCCUCGCGAACGUAACACUUUCUUGUUCUCAGCUACGAUGACGACCAAAGUGGCAAAAUUACAAAGAGCCAGUUUACGUAAACCCGUUAAAGUGGAAGUCGCCACUAAGUACUCCACCGUUAAAACGUUGUUACAGUACUACCUUUUCUUCCCUUUAAAGCACAAAGAUUGCUACAUGGUCUACUUGAUGAACGAGUUUGCAGGCAACUCCACGAUCAUUUUCACUAGAACAUGCCAUGAUACACAAAAGAUUGCCAUUAUGUUGAGGAAUUUAGGUUUCGCAGCUGUUCCUUUGCACGGACAAAUGCCUCAGGCCAAGCGUUUAGGAGCACUCAACAAAUUCAAAGCGGGCAGCAGAAACAUUUUAGUGGCCACUGAUGUGGCAAGCAGAGGUAUUGAUAUUCCAACGGUUGAUGUCGUGAUCAAUUACGAUGUGCCUCAAUCGUCCAAGGAUUAUAUCCAUCGUGUGGGUCGUACAGCCAGAGCAGGUCGUUCUGGUAAAUCUGUUACCUUUGUUACGCAGUAUGAUGUCGAGUUGAUUCAGCGUAUUGAGAAGGAUCUAGAACGUAAAUUGGACCUUUUCCCCUUAGAGAAGGAUGAGGUGAUGAUGUUGCAAGAAAGAGUAGAUGAAGCCCAGCGUAUUGCUACUUUGGAAAUGAAGGAACAAGAGCACAGCAAGAAGUCCAAACGCGGACGUAAAAACGAUGAUGAUGAUGACGAUGACGUGGAUAAAGAAGAGCAGGGAUUAACGUUAACAAAAAAAAAAUUCAAGGGUGGAAAUAAGAAGAGACGUUAGAGAAAUCGUGUAUAGAAGCCUAUAGCAAACUUGCACACCCCUUUUUUUUUGUAUAUAGUUUAAAUUUUUCAUUUGAUCGAAUAAACGGAAAGCAUAGAUUUUUCAGAUACCUAAAGAAAAAUGAAAAAUGGAGAAACCGGUGGGGGAGCGUAUCAAUGUAUUUUUCAACCUUGAAAUGUAAAUUACAUAUUUUGUAACACAAAAUCUGUAAAAUAAACCUAAUCUGAUGUGUUUUAUCAGAUCAAAAGGGGGCGGGCCAUUUAGAAAAGGAAAUGGUUCCUGAAUUAGGCCUUUUGAAGAGUGUUUC